AUGAAGUACGCCGUCGUCGCCGCCUCCCUCUUCGCCGCCGUGUUCGCCCAGGGUCCCGCCUACGGCAACCCUCAAUCCUCUCCGGGUACGUCUGACCCAGCGUGGCCAGUGACCUUUGUCACCGUCACCGUGACCUCGUGCUCCGACGCUUAUCCUGGUUGCUCCACAGCCUACACUCCCACCGAGCCGGCCUACACUCCCCAGAGCAUCCCGCCCUACAACACCGGCUACACCCCGUCGGGUGGCGCGCCUAGCUACCCCACCGGCGGCUGGGGUGCGCCUUCCUACCCGACCAACACCCCCUCUACCCCAGUCACCUCUCCCACCUGGGGCGCUCCUCAGUACCCGACCACCAGCCCCACCGGCUCCUGGUCCACCCCGGCCACCACCCCGUCCAACCCGGCCUACAGCACCUGGGGCACCACUCCCUCCGGCACCUGGGCCACCACUCCCUCCGGCACCACCCCGUCCGGCAGCUGGACCAAGACCCCCACGCAGCCCGCCUACUCCUCCUCCACCUGGACUCCUCCCACCGGUGCCGGCGAGAAGGUGCAGGCCGCCGGCCUCCUCAUGGGCGCCGGCGCGCUCGUCGCCCUCUUCUUGUAA
Neohortaea acidophila is the source of this 606-nucleotide messenger RNA. RefSeq lists its product as uncharacterized. Bases 1 to 606 code for a protein of 201 amino acids. Lineage: Eukaryota; Fungi; Ascomycota; Dothideomycetes; Mycosphaerellales; Teratosphaeriaceae. The record is from RefSeq and is a predicted model, not a curated record. The transcript has 2 exons.